AUGUCCCUCUUCGCCUGCGGCUGUUUCUUCGGCCCGCGACAGCUGGAAGUGCUGUGUUUCAACAGACGCUUUUGGGUGAAGCUGAAAGACCGAUCAAAACGGAAGGCCCAGACCGAGGAGAUUUCGAACAAAGACACUUCAUGCUCCAACUGCUCCAGAAGCAAGGAGGCGACGGCGGAAGCCCCGAAGAUGGCGAACGCCGCCGAGCCUGGGGACGGCACAUGCUACGCGAAGCUUCGCCGCGCUUAUCCCAACGCGCCUGCGGCAGAACUCGCACGGUUCUCGCUGUGCUGGCGACAACCCGAUGCUGUGCUUGCUUAUCAAGCACAUCUCCGGUGGCGGCAGGAUGAGGGCAGCGCGUCGUCUCUGGCCCAGGCCCGGGGAUGCAUUCCCAAGGAGUGGCUCUCCCGAGGCAGCAAAGCCAAGGACGGCUCGGACGUGCUAUUCUUGCAGGUGGCGCAGACGGACUGCAGCAUUGCUCCGGAGACCUACUUCAAGGCCUUGUGCUCCUACCUGGACGAGCUGGCUCCGAAAGAGAACGCCAUGGACUUCCAGCGGAUUACCGUCUUUCUGGACACGCGCGGAGGGGAGGGCUGGUCGAACCCACCAGCGACGCACCUCCUGCCUUUGUUGCGUGUUUGCACUCGGCAAUUGCCCGUGAAUUUUCCCGGAGUCCUCCAGAGGAUCGUGGUUUAUCCCGUUCCCGUGGCGCUGAAGUUCUUUGUGAGCCUCUGCCUGGCUCUGGUUGACACGAAUACCCGGAGUCGCUGUGUGCUCAUCAGUGAGAAGACGGAAGGCGGCGUUGAAGCCGCCCUGCAGGAGUACGUUUGCAGCUGGGCCUUUGACGGCAAACCUGCAAGGGAGCUGGCCUACCAAAAGGAUGGUGUUGCGGCCAGCGAGCCGCCAGAGAAGGGGAGCUUCACGGUCAAGCUGGAGCUGGAGGAGCUGAAGCCACGGAUGCUGGGAGUCAGUUUGGACUCCACUGAAGAGCGGGGUCUCUUAAUCGUCGGCUUCUUUGAUGGGGUGCUCUCGAAGUACAACGAGAAGUUUCCCCGACAGGCCAUCAGAAAGUUCGACAAGAUCACUGCCGUGAACGGGAAGGUCGGAAAUGCCAAUGACCUUCGAAGGAUCAUGGUCUCCGCCAUUGCCGAUGAGACCCUGGAGACUUUGGCGCUGACUCUGCGGCGGCCGGUGGAGUUUGAGGUUUGUGUGCGAAGGCCCGGGCCUCUCGGUAUCCAGGUGAACUACACCGAUCUGCUCGGCGGAGUUCUUAUCACCAAAGUCGUUCCAGAUGGUUUGGUCGACCGCUGGAAUGCUGAAAACCUCGAGGAGGGCAAAAGCGUCAACGCUGGUGAUCGUAUCAUCGCGUUGAAUAACAGCGAGCUGCGUGGCGACGACCUCGUUGACAAGCUCAAGAACGACGAGGAGUUGAGACUCACUGUGCUGCACUACUGA
This is a messenger RNA of Symbiodinium sp. CCMP2592, 1455 nucleotides long. NCBI's taxonomy places the organism in Eukaryota, Dinophyceae, Suessiales, Symbiodiniaceae. The record is from the annotation of a GenBank genome assembly.